CCCCGCCGCUGCCCUGCCCAACCCGCCCCGGCCCCGAGAGCGACCGGCACUAGCGCAGGCGCAGCUGCGCGUGCGACCGAAAUAAACAACACGGCCCGAGCCGCGGCGCGCGCGCGAGGAGGGAGAGCAGAGUCGGGCGCGCACGGGGACCCAGGGGGGGCGAGAGGAAAGCGGCGGGUGCCGGGCCGCCCGCGCCGGCGCCGAGGCAGGCCUGCCUGCCGGAUGCCGCGGCGCGCGGAGCUGAGCUGAGCUGCUGCUGCCGCCGCCGCCGCCCCCUCGCGAUCCUUCUGUUUCCUCCUCCCUCCCGGCCUCCCCCCACCAGUCCACCGCACACACCGUUUAUAACGCCUGCCUCCGUGCCUCCUCGCUCUCCUCCACUUCCUUCGUCGCCGCGGUCUCGUGCCCACCCUCGCGCCCUCCUCACGUGCCCCACCCGCGCCGCGCUCGCCCGCUGGAUCUGGGCGCGGGGGCGGUGCGGUGCGCUGCUCUCCGGCGAAUCGAUGGCGCGGGCGGCGCGGCUCGGAUUGCUGGGCGCCCGCGCGCUCGCGCUCCUCGUCGUCGCGUCAGUGGCGCUGCUUCCACUCGUCAGCUCCGACGAUGGGUACAGACACUGCGAGAGAGUCGUCAGGGGCUGGGCGGAUUCCUCUACUGGGCGAGAGAAGGAUGGGGACAAGCUGAGCCUCAAGGAUUUGCUCUUUUUCCUCCACAUUCCGAGGACCGGAGGCCGCACCUACUUUCACUGCUUCCUGAAAAAGCUGUAUACAAAUGCGCAGGAAUGCCCGCGGUCUUAUGAUAAGCUACGGUUCGACCCAAGUCAUCCUGACUGCAAGCUGGUUGUUACUCAUGAUGACUAUAGCUUAACUUCCAAGCUACCAAGGGAGAGAACUUCUGUUGUAACAAUACUGAGAAAUCCAGUUGAUCGUGUAUUUAGCACAUAUGAGUUCUCAGUUGAAGUUGCAGCCAGAUUCCUUGUGCACCCAAACCUAACUUCUGCAAAGUUAAUGACUACCCGUGUGUUAACAAAGUCUCGUGCUGUGAGUACUUUGGACAUCUGGCCUUGGAAGUACUUGGUUCCAUGGAUGAGAGAAGAUCUGUUUGCCAGGAGAGAUGCCAGGGUUGACAAAGAGCAUAGUAGCAAGAAGAUUAAUGCAUAUGAUGUGGAGGAUAUGGUUAUGCCGUUGCAUGAGUACAUCAAUGAUCCAGUUGCCCAUGAAAUCAUUCAUAAUGGCGCUACCUUUCAGAUUACUGGGCUAACAAACAAUUCAUACUUUGAUGGAGCACAUGAGGUUCGACAUUGUGUCAGACAGCAUCCAGAUCUUGGUCAUAUUGUGCUAGAUGUUGCUAAGAAUAGGCUGGACCAGAUGCUGUAUGUAGGACUUACGGAGGAUCAUGAAGAAUCCGCAAGGUUGUUUGCUCAUAUGGUAGGAGUGCAAGUGCUUUCACAGUCAGGGACAUUGAACUUAGAUCUGAAGGAAGAUCUACUCAGUGAGAAUGACCCUCACCCAUCCAUGGUGGAGCCGGAGGAAGAAGAAAUAAAUGAACAUCUGAAUAGCACCCAUGGUUGGCAAAAUAAUGAAGCCCUGAACUCCACGAGCGAUGAACAAGGAAACGGAAAUAUGACUGUUGGGAAAUUGAUGGAAGCUUAUGAAACUUGCAUUGCUAGACUGCGAAAGUCUCAGUCUAACCGUCGUAAAAUAUCCCUAAAGAAAGUUGCGGAGGCAAACUUUUCAAAAGAGGCACGGAAGCUGGUACCUGAGGCAAUAUUGAAGCAAAUUAUCUCGUUGAACAGCCUUGACAUGGAACUUUAUGAUCAUGCUAAGAAAAUUUUUACCCAGGAGCAUCUGAUGCUUAAAGCUCAACAAUCUGUGGUGGGACCUCACAGACAGCUGGCAGAACAAAAGGGCUGGACAGACAUCAUCUGCAGCGACGGGAUUUGCUCUCCUUGGAUGGUGGUCAUGCUUGGGCUAGGGAUCGCAGCGAUCAUAGCUUUACUCUCAUUUGCUGUAACGACGAGAAGAAGAACGUCAAAACUUAAGGUCUAACAAUGAUUCAUUAGUUGGUCUCUAGAUUUUUGAUGUACAGUCUGAUGAAUGAUGAUGCCCCCAGACGUUAACGUUACCCUUGGCAUUCUUUGGGGCAAAAAUGUUAACAUCAACAGAAUUAUCAUGUAUACAAGUAUCGGUGUUAACAAUUUAACAUGCCUCAUUGAUGGGA
Panicum virgatum (switchgrass) is the source of this 2214-nucleotide messenger RNA. RefSeq names its product protein-tyrosine sulfotransferase-like. The record is from RefSeq and is a predicted model, not a curated record. Gene Ontology annotation, cellular component: membrane. The coding region runs from base 501 to 2042 and encodes 513 amino acids. Gene Ontology annotation, molecular function: heparan sulfate 6-sulfotransferase activity. The transcript has 12 exons. NCBI's taxonomy places the organism in Eukaryota, Viridiplantae, Streptophyta, Magnoliopsida, Poales, Poaceae.